Molecule: messenger RNA, 2474 nt
Organism: Telopea speciosissima
Lineage: Eukaryota; Viridiplantae; Streptophyta; Magnoliopsida; Proteales; Proteaceae
Product: pentatricopeptide repeat-containing protein At2g13600-like
Exons: 1
Coding region: 36-2378 (780 amino acids)
Biological process (GO): RNA modification
Molecular function (GO): RNA binding; protein binding
Source: RefSeq, a predicted model, not a curated record
AAGAGGAACUAAGUUGAGCAGAAUGCGGUUAUGUUAUGAAAGUAAAUUUGAGAUAUUUUCCAUUUUUUAGGAAGCUUCAUCAAGGGACAUGGCAGAAAUUUCCGUUGUUUCCUCACCAAUUUCUGCCCAAUUUCUCGUCAAGUACCCUAACUACUUCCGUAACCAACAAACUGGGAAAAACAAUCGCAUGUCUCAUUGGCAUCAAUCCCAGAACAGCUUUAGUAGCUUAUGCAGAAACUUGUAUCGCUAUCAUAAAGAUACUUUCCACUCAUGGCUGCGUCAGAGAAGGGAGAGCCUUUCAUGGGCAUUUGAUCAAAAUGGGAAUCUCAUCAGAUCGAUAUAUAAGCGUUAAGCUCCUGAUCAUGUACUUGAAUUGCAAGACAUGUAUUGAUGUUAAGGAGAUCCUGAGAGAAUUCGGUGGAUUUGAUAUUGUUGCCUGGAAUUGCAUGAUCACGGCCAACGUCCAGCAGGGUAAUCUGGAAGCAGCUCGUCAGUUGUUCGAUGAAAUGCCAAAGAGAAAUGAAGUUACCUGGACUGCGUUGAUUUCGGGGUUCAUGAAAUUUGGAAGAGUGGAUGAUUCAUUGUGGUUUUUCGAGAGGAACCCCUUUCAGAAUGUGGUUUCUUGGACUGCAGUAAUUAGCGGUUUUGUUCGGAAUGGGUCAAAUGUUGAAGCCUUGAAUCUUUUCUGUAAAAUGCUUGAGUAUGGAACCAAGCCAAACAAUGUGACCUUUACUUCCAUUCUAGGAGCUUGCAUUGGGUUGGGUGAUCUUGAAUUAGGCAGGAGUAUUUUGGGAUUGAUUGUUAAAUUGGGGUUUGAAAACAAUUUAUCUGUUUGUAAUACUCUAAUAACAUUUUACGUAAGGAUGGGUGAAUAUGACUUGGCAAGGAGAGUUUUCGAUCGUAUGGAGGGCAGAGACGUAAUUUCUUGGAGUGCAAUCCUCGAUUUAUAUGUUGAGAUGGGGGAAUUGUUAGAAGCACGUCGGAUUUUUGAUGAGAUGCCUGAGAGAAACGAAGUUUCUUGGAGUCAAAUGAUUGCAAGGUAUAGCCAGUGUGGGGAUGCCAAAGAAGCAUUGAAACUUUUUGUUGACAUGCUUUGUAAUGGAUUUCGACCAACUUUCUCUUGCUAUUCUAGCAUUCUUAGUGUGUUGGGUAGCAUAGACAGUUUGCGAAUGGGGACAAGCAUUCAUGGACAUGUUAUCAAAAUUGGAAUUGAAAGGAACAUCUUUAUAGGUGGUCCUCUGAUUGACAUGUAUUGUAAAUGUGGAAAGACUCUGGAUGGACGUCUUGUCUUUGAAUUGAUUUCAGAGAGGAACGUCGUAUGUUGGAAUUCUAUGGUUGCAGGAUAUGGUCUGAAUGGCCAACUAGAAGAAGCUAAAGAGUUGUUUGAGCAGAUCCCUGAGAGAAAUAAUAUCUCCUGGAAUUCAAUGAUUUCUGGUUAUGCACAAAACGAACAGUGUCAUGAGGUGUUGGAGGUUUUCGAUCGGAUGUUGUUGUCUGGAGAAAAUCCUAACGAAUCUACAUUCUCCAGUGUCCUGCGUGCUUGUUCAAGCUUGGCCUACCUAGAGAAAGGCAAGAACCUUCAUGGGAAGAUUGUCAAACUGGGGAUUCAGUAUGAGCUCUUUGUGGGGACUGCACUUACUGAUAUGUAUGCAAAAUCUGGGGACAUAGAAAGUUCUAAGAGGGUUUUCAAUAAAAUGCCAGAGAAGAAUGAGGUCUCUUGGACUGCAAUGAUUCAAGGGCUUGCAGAUAAUGGGCUUUCAGAGGACUCGCUUACUCUGUUUGAGGAAAUGGAAAGAACAUUGAAUGUGGCUCCUUCUGGGCUUAUGUUCUUAGCUGUUCUUUUUGCUUGUUCUCAUUUUGGAUUGGUUGAGAAAGGGUUUAAGUACUUUGAGUCAAUGGAAAAGGUCUACGGUAUAAAACCAACUGGUAGACACUAUACUUGCAUUGUUGAUUUGCUAGCACGAUCAGGGCGCCUUAGAGAGGCUGAAAAUUUCAUUAAAGCGAUGCCAUUUCAACCUGAAGCUAAUGCAUGGGCUGCUCUAUUGAGUGGUUGUAGUGUUCAUAAGAAUGAGGAGAUAGCAGAAAGGACAGCUAAGAAGAUCUGGGAAUUGUUGGAGGAGAACUCAGCUGGUUAUGUCUUGCUGUCAAAUAUAUAUGCUUCGGCUGGGAGAUGGAGUGAUGUUUCAAGAGUGAGAAAAUUAAUGAGGGACAAGGGAUUGAAGAAGAUUGGUGGGUGUAGUUGGAUUGAGGUGAGGAAUCAAGUCCAUUCUUUUUAUUCUGACGGGUGCCACUCACAUUUGGCUGAUAUUGUUAGGGUUUUGGAGCUCCUGAUGUCUGAGAUGAUGGUUAGUAGUCUAAGUGGUGAUUUUGAAGUUUAGGUUUAAACAACACAUGAAAGGCAUUGCUGAGUUCUUAUUAGAUGGAUUUCAUUUAUCAGAAAUUAUUCAGAGCUCCUGGUGGUUAAUAUGGGUUUA